AUGAAUGUUUUCUAGUCUAAUCAAUUAUCACCUUUUAUGAAUUAAAAGGUAGUUAAAAAGCCUACAGUUCUUAUGUAGCCAAAUCAAUUGAAGAAAAGUCAUGUAGAUGCAAAACCAAUUAGAUUCUUAUAAUGGGACGAUAAUGCAAAGUAAAUUAAGUUAUGUUUGGACCUUAAGAAAUAUGUAUUUUAUACUAAUUUUAAAUUAGAAUUCGCUAUUUAGAACUGGACCUGCUUCUUUCAUUGUUUAUAUAGCUGCACGAUCUGAAAUAAAUCAACUGUCUAAAUUGAAUUUAGAUAAAAGUUUACCUCUUAUAGAUACUACAUUGUAAAAAGGUAUUUACAUUUGGAAUCAUGUUAUAUAUAAUGAACAUAAGAAUAUAUAAUUAUAUUAGCUUUUAUGCAUUUUAGGUGAACAGUUUAAAGAAAAAUAGUUGAGAAGAUAAAGUUUAAAUUUGGUUGAAAAUAGUAGUAUAUUUAUUCAUGCAGAUACAAUAUUAAUGACAAUUGCAUCUAUUUUGGCAAGUGAAAUAGUAUUUCUAAUAAAUAAUAAUGAUGAUGAGAUUUUAGAAAAUUUUCAUUAAAUAACAAAACAUGAUUCAAAUCCUAAUUAUAAAUUACAAGUUAUCAAUUUAGUUGAUGGUUUAGCAUAGAGUAUAGAUCAAUAUAAAUGGUAUCAAAUCUAUGAUAAUAUUAAAAUUACAAUUAUGGAAGAAAUACAUUAUCUGAAUGCUUCAAGUUCAUCCUUUAUUGAUAAUCCAGCUGAUACUUUAAAUAAUUGGGCUUUGGAACUUGAAAUGUCAUUAUAGAAAAAGAUUUAUAGAAGUUAUGAAAUUGAUUUUUUAACUUUUUUUUCAAUUGCUGAAAUUAUUACUAAAAGUUCUAUGUCAGAAUUAGAAAAAGAUAAUGUAAUAGAAAAUAUGUAUUAAAUUUUUUAUUCUUUGGUAGUUUUUUUAAAGCCAUUCAAAAAUAAAUUAAAUAUGAAAAAGAUUAUAUAGAAAGCAUAUAUUAAAAAGAAAUUAGAGAAUUUUGUUCUAUCUCAGAAGAAGUUACAGUUGAUUCUUUGACUUAUAAAUUAAAUUAAAUGAGAGAUCAAGCCAUGUCAUUAUAUUAUAUUUAAUUGGGUUAAUUCUAUGAUAAUCCUGAGUAUGAAAAGUGUUUACAAAUUAUUUAAUAGAAAAUUGAUUAAUUUGAAAUAGAGUGUAUUAGGUAUAAUUUUGAAUUGAUGGAUAUGUAUUUUUAUUUAAAUUAUUUAGAUUACUUUAGUGAAUUAAACUAAUAAUUUGAUAAAAUUGAAAAAAAAUUAAAAGAUGGCUUUCCUGAUUCUUAUACAUAAUUUCUGACUGACAUACUUAAAUUUAGAGAAUUUAGAGGAUUAAAAUAUAAAAAUAUCAAAUAACAUUUAUAAAGUAGUUACAAAUCUAAAUUAUAUUCUUAUAUUACAGAAUAUGAUAAAUAAUCAAAAAUACUUUAUGAAUAACGUAUGCAAACUUAAAAUGAAAAACAAUAUUAAUUUCUAAAGAAAAGAGAUAAAGAAGUCAUGAGAGGACUUGAAAUCCUUUAAAAUUAUACAGAUUUAAUGAGGGAUGAAAUUGGAACCCUCAAAAAUCUUAUUGAUGUAUCAAAUAAUUUCUAUGAAUAAAUUAGUUCAAUAAUCAAAUAAAUAUUGUUGUAAAAUAUAAAUAAGAAAUCAGAAAAUUGGAUGAUGAAAUACAAUAAUUAUAAUUAUAAGCGAAUAAAAUUUAGAUUAAAAAAAGUAAUCGUGAAUUUUGA
Messenger RNA from Paramecium pentaurelia, 1772 nucleotides. The record is from the annotation of a GenBank genome assembly. Lineage: Eukaryota; Ciliophora; Oligohymenophorea; Peniculida; Parameciidae.